AUGGAGUUUUCGUUCUUAUUGAACUCAUGCCUCGAUAUUUUUGACAUCCGCCAAAAGCAAACGUCAGUUGACCAAGAGCUGGGUCUCCUACAUGCUUUCGACGAACGGUUAGCAGCAUAUGGCUGGCUCACGACCACUGGUGUGAAACUUCUCGUCAUAGUCGAUUUCCUCGGCCAGCCAUCACGCACUAGCGAUGAGGAGAGUCGGCUCCCUACAGGGAGCAGCAUAAAAGAGUCAGAUCUCAAACCGGUUUUCCGGGCAUUACAAGCUGCGUAUAUUCAGCUUCUACAGAAUCCAUUCUACUCUCCAGAUGACCAUACGCCCGCAGCCCAAGCAGGCGCCUCGGCCCCUUCCUCUAUGCGUGUUACGGACCAAAAAUUCAUCUCAGAAGUGAAGCGCAUUGGCGAAACGUGGGCCCCGGGGAUGUCUUCGUUUUGA
Messenger RNA from Aspergillus terreus NIH2624, 438 nucleotides. RefSeq lists its product as uncharacterized. The transcript is spliced from 2 exons. NCBI's taxonomy places the organism in Eukaryota, Fungi, Ascomycota, Eurotiomycetes, Eurotiales, Aspergillaceae. The record is from RefSeq and is a predicted model, not a curated record. The coding region runs from base 1 to 438 and encodes 145 amino acids. Gene Ontology annotation, biological process: endoplasmic reticulum to Golgi vesicle-mediated transport. Gene Ontology annotation, cellular component: TRAPP complex; nucleus; cytoplasm.